Molecule: messenger RNA, 2336 nt
Organism: Beta vulgaris subsp. vulgaris (sugar beet)
Lineage: Eukaryota; Viridiplantae; Streptophyta; Magnoliopsida; Caryophyllales; Amaranthaceae
Product: protein NRT1/ PTR FAMILY 6.4
Exons: 6
Coding region: 344-2080 (578 amino acids)
Biological process (GO): response to nitrate; transmembrane transport
Cellular component (GO): membrane
Molecular function (GO): nitrate transmembrane transporter activity
Source: RefSeq, a predicted model, not a curated record
CAAGUUCAUUUUCACCCAUUGAGUUUUUUUGUGGAGUACCAAUUUUAAGCUGUACGUCCAAAAAUACAAUUUACUUGUUAAGAGUUUGUUUGCUUCUUCGGACCACUCUUCAAUUAUUUACUUUACCAAUUCAUAUGUUUGCUGUCUUUACUGCAACAGCAAAACCCAGUACAAAGCUGAUUCCUGUACUUGCACUACCAGCUUGCCUUAUUUAACUCGUUUUUAUUCUCUUUUUCUAUCUCUCACAUUCUUUAUCUUUCUAUAUACUCUCUCUUAUAUCUCCUUACUCAAAGACAUUAUCUUCUCAGCUUCAGUGCUUCUUGAACUUGGCAAGUAUCCUAUCAUGGUUUUGGUUGGGGAUCAUAAACAUGAUGGAGAUAGUGAAGUUGUAGUUGACUACAAUGGAAAUCCUGCAGAUAAGUCUCGUACUGGGGGAUGGCUUGCUGCUGGUCUCAUUUUAGGGACUGAGUUUGCUGAGAGAGUAUGUGUGAUGGGGAUUUCAAUGAACUUGGUGACGUACUUGGUUGGAUAUUUGCAUCUUUCAUCAUCAAAAUCUGCUACAAUAGUGACCAACUUCAUGGGAACUCUCAAUCUUCUAGGCUUGUUUGGAGGAUUUGUCGCAGAUGCCAAGUUGGGCCGGUACUUGACUGUUGCUAUCUUUGCAUCCAUAGCAGCUAUGGGUGUAGCACUCUUAACAUUGGCAACCUCACUUCCGAGCAUGAGGCCACCUUCAUGCAACCCCAGGAGUCCAGGUAGCCACUGCAUUUCAGCUGAUGGCAAGCAAUUAGCCAUGCUCUAUGCUGCUCUAUACAUCAUUGCCCUCGGUGGAGGGGGAAUAAAAUCCAAUGUUUCAGGCUUUGGUUCAGACCAAUUCGAUCCAUCAAACCCAAAAGAAGAGAAGGCCAUGAUCUUUUUCUUCAAUAGGUUCUACUUCUGCAUCAGCAUGGGAUCAUUGUUCGCUGUUACUGUUCUUGUUUAUGUUCAAGAUGAUGUAGGAAGAGGUUGGGGUUAUGGAAUCUCAGCUGCUACCAUGAUGAUUGGGGUGCUUGUUUUGCUAGCUGGAACGCGCCUUUAUAGGUACAGAUCCCCUCAAGGAAGUCCCCUGACAAUUGUUUGGAGGGUGGUUUUUCUUGCCUAUAAGAAGAGAAAGCUUCCUCAUCCUUCUCAACCUAGCUUUCUAAAUGGAUUUCAGACAGCCCAGAUUCCAUACACUCCUAUGUUCAGAUGUCUUGACAAAGCGGCCAUCAUAGACGAUUUCGCUGCAAAAGAUGAAAACAGGUACAAUCCAUGGAUUGUUUCGACGAUGACAGAAGUAGAAGAAGUAAAAAUGGUGCUUAAGCUCUUCCCAAUUUGGUCCACUUGUAUACUCUUCUGGACAGUUUAUUCUCAGAUGACUACGUUCACCAUAGAACAAGCAACGUUCAUGAACCGAAAAGUAGGAUCCUUCGUCAUUCCUGCAGGAUCUUUCUCUGUCUUUCUGUUUAUAUCAAUCCUUCUCUUCACCUCCUUGAAUGAAAGGGUCUUUGUUCCCAUCGCGAGGAGACUCACCCACAAUGUUCAAGGCCUUACGAGCCUUCAAAGAGUCGGGGUUGGUCUUGUGUCUGCUAUUGCUGCUAUGAUUGCUGCUGCCAUUGUGGAGAUGCAAAGGAGAGAACAUGCAGUUCGUGGAAUCAAACUUAGCGCGUUCUGGCUGGUUCCUCAGUAUUUCUUUGUUGGUGCAGGCGAAGGGUUUGCUUAUGUUGGUCAGCUUGAAUUCUUCAUCAGAGAGGCUCCUGAAAAGAUGAAAUCUAUGAGCACUGGAUUCUUCUUAAGCUCUCUAGCAAUGGGGUUUUUCGUGAGCAGCUUGCUAGUUUCGAUAGUGGAUAGAUCAUCACAUGAUACAUGGAUAAAGAACAACUUGAACACAGGGAAGUUGGAUUAUUUCUAUUGGUUGCUCGCGGGGUUGGUGGCGUUAGACUUCAUUAUAUUUCUGGUGUUCGCUAUGAAGCAUCAAUAUAAGCUACAAACACAUAUAGAAAAGAUGGAAAUUAAUGAUGAGAAGGAGCUUCAGAGUUGGGAGAAAGGCAAUGGUGUUGCUUAGAUGCAUGGGAAAAAUAUUAAGGGAAUGUAUGGUUCAAACCAAGCAUAUCAAGAUGAGCUUGGAGCUUGAUCUAAUAGCCUUCAUUAUCUCUAAGUAUAAAUCUAAAGAGAUUUUAAUUGUUGGUAAUGGUGUGCUUUAGUUAGAGUAGUAUGUAUAGGUCUUGCAGCAAGAUUGUUGAUUGUGCAAUGUGUAGAUCUCAAUUUCUCUAAUUCUGUAGAGAUAUGAAUAUAGCAAAAGUUUGAUCUUUUUGAUGUAA